CUGCAGCAGCUUCUAGAAGAACAUAAGAAGAGUCUGAGGAGGAGAUGUGAACGUGUGACUGAAGGAAGUGAUGAAGCAGGAGGAGGAAGCCUCCUCAACAGGAUCUACACUGAGCUCCACAUCACAGAGGGACUCAGUGAGGAGCUUCAGAGGGAACCUGAGCUGAAGCAGCUGGAGACAGCUUCCAGGAAGGAGAGCCUCCAUCACACUGCCAUCAGGGUUCAGGACAUCUUCAAAGCCUCGGCCCAGCAGCUCAGACACAUCCGAGUGGUUCUGACCAGCGGCGUGGCCGGCAGUGGAAAAACCUUCUCGGUGUACAAGUUCACUCUGGACUGGGCCGAGGGCCUGGAGAACCAGGAUGUCAGUGUGCUGGUGGUGCUCUCCUUCAGGGAGCUGAACCUGCUGGGAGAGCGGCCGUACAGUCUCCUCUCGCUGCUGGCUGUUUUCCAUCCCACGCUCCAGAAGCUGACGGCAGAGGAGCUGGCUGUCUGCAAGCUGCUCUUCAUCUUUGACGGCCUGGAUGAAAGCAGACUUUCUCUGGACUUCAGCAGCAGCCAGCGGCUGCUUGACGUCUCCCAGCAGUCUUCAGUCAGCCUGCUGCUCACUAACCUCAUCCGGGGGGAUCUGCUGCCCUCGGCUCGGGUCUGGAUCACUUCCCGACCGGCGGCGGCCCAUCAGAUCCCUCCAACAUGUGUGGACAGACUGACAGAAGUGCGAGGCUUCACUGACGCCCAGAAGGAGGAGUACUUCAGGAGGAGGCUGAGUGAUGAGGAGCUGAGCAGCAGAAUCAUCUCCCACAUCCAGACAUCCAGGAGCCUCCACAUCAUGUGUGGAAUCCCAGUCUUCUGCUGGAUCACUGCCACAGUUCUGGAGCACAUGUUGAGCACAGAGCAGAGAGGAGAGCUGCCCCAGACCCUGACUGACAUGUACUCCCACUUUGUGCUGGUUCAGACACACAGGAAGAAGCUCAAGUACCAUGAAGGACCUGAGACGGGUCCACAGGAGCUGACGGAGGCUGACAGGGAGCUUCUUCUGAAGCUGGGCAUGAUGGCCUUGGAACAUCUGGAGAAAGGAAACAUGGUGUUCUACCAACAAGACCUGGAGCAGUGUGGUCUGGAUGUGACUGAGGCCUCGCUGUUCUCUGGAAUCUGUACUCAGAUCUUCAAAAGAGAGUCUGUGAUCUUCCAGAAAGCCGUCUACAGCUUCGUCCAUCUGAGUGUUCAGGAGUUUCUGGCUGCAGUCUUCAUGUUCCACUGUUUCACCAACAACAAGACAGACUUACUGAAGACCUUUACUGGAGAGGAUACUGCUUUCACUUCUCUUGACAUGUUCCUGCAUAAAGUUCUGGAGAAAUCCCUCAGAAGUCAGAACGGCCACCUGGACCUGUUUGUCCGCUUCCUUCAUGGCCUCUCUCUGAAAUCCAACCAGAUACUCUUAGAAGAAGCAUCAACAUCUUCCACUGUCUGAUGGAGAUGAAGGACCUCUCAGUACAUCAGGAGAUCCAAGAAUUCCUGAAAUCAGAGAACAGGUCAGAGAAGAAACUCUCUGAGAUCCACUGCUCAGCUCUGGCCUACAUGCUGCAGAUGUCAGACCAGGUCCUGGAGGAGUUGGACCUGGACAAGUACAAGACUUCUUUGGAGGGACGAAAGAGACUGAUCCCAGCUGUGAGGAACUGCAGGAA
Messenger RNA from Salarias fasciatus (jewelled blenny), 1681 nucleotides. RefSeq names its product protein NLRC3-like. The record is from RefSeq and is a predicted model, not a curated record. The annotation marks the transcript as partial. Lineage: Eukaryota; Metazoa; Chordata; Actinopteri; Blenniiformes; Blenniidae. The transcript is spliced from 2 exons.